This is a messenger RNA of Cryptomeria japonica (Japanese cedar), 750 nucleotides long. RefSeq lists its product as uncharacterized. The transcript is spliced from 2 exons. NCBI's taxonomy places the organism in Eukaryota, Viridiplantae, Streptophyta, Pinopsida, Cupressales, Cupressaceae. The record is from RefSeq and is a predicted model, not a curated record. The coding region runs from base 1 to 750 and encodes 249 amino acids.
AUGGUAGAUAAACUUGGACUAACUAAAUCUGCUCAUCCUUUUCCUUAUCAUGUUUCUUGGCUUACUAAGGGGCAGCAAACCCUUGUGACAUAUCAAACCAUGGUUGAGUUCUCUUUAGGUGAUUUUAAGGACAAAGUUCUAUGUGAUAUUGUAGAGAUGGAUGCUUUCCAUCUUCUACUAGGGAGGCCAUGGAAAUAUGACAUGGAUGCCACCUAUAGUUGUAGGAAGAACACCUAUACCAUGAAACCAUUGCCUGACACUAAGGCAGAGAAAGAGCCCAUAGUCAUAGUAAUUGGUGAGAAAGAGAUGGUAAAAACAUUGAAAGAGUCUCAAGAAGAGAGUUUUGUUUUGGUUGUGAAACCCAAGGACAAAGAUGAAUCUGAUUGUAUAGCACCUAUUCCCGAUGUUGUGAAAGGUUUGCUUGACAAGUACAAGGAAGUCAACACAAGUGAGUUGCCCUCUACCCUCCCACCCUUGAGAGAUGUUUGCCAUCAAAUUGAUUUGAUUCCUGGUGCAUCAUUGCCCAACAAGGCACCAUACAAGAUGACACCCAAUCAAAAUACUGAGAUCUCAAGACAAGUUCAUGAGAUGUUGAACAAGGGACUCAUUCAAAAGAGUCUUAGCCCUUGUGCCGUACCAGCAGUAUUAGCACCCAAGAAAUAUGGGAAAUGGAGAUUAUUUUUGGACUACUGGGAGGUUCUAACUUAUGGAUUCAGGUUGACAGGCCUCUUACCUUUCUUUUACCUUUGA